CUCCUGUCUGGCUCUUCAAAUCUGAUGUGGCGAAUGCCUAUCGUCUCCUGCCCAUGCACCCGCUCUGGCAGCUGAAACAGGUGGUCCGUAUUGAUGGCGACUGUCGCAUUGACCGAUGCUGCUGCUUUGGGAGCCGGGGCUCCCCCGAUUUGUGGUGUACGUUCAUGAGCCUCGUGCUCUGGAUUGCUAUCCACAUUGACGGGAUCGACAACAUGCUUGCAUAUAUGGAUGACAAUUUCUCUGAGGAUUCAAACCCUGACCUCGUGCGAUACGAGCCAUAUCAGGCAUUCUUCCCUUCUAAGCAGGUCAGGCUCCUUCGUCUUUGGGAUGCGCUGGGGAUCCCGCACAAGCAGCCAAAGCAGGUUUUCGGACGUUCCCUCACUAUCAUUGGUUUUCAUGUCGACUCUGAUGCUAUGACUAUCGCUCUCCCGGACGACGCACGACUGGAUCUGGUCCACUCUAUCCGUGAAUUUGUGCUCGACGCCCCUGCGCGCAAGCGUCCGCUGCGCCGAUGGCAGCGUCUCCUUGGGUGGAUCAACUGGGGCCUGAACGUUCAGCCACUUCUCCGCCCGGCUCUCGCCUCAUCAUACGAGAAGAUGCGUGGGAAGCAGCACCCUGCACGGCCCUUGUACCUCAAUAAGGCAGUCAUCACCGACUUGCUAUGGGUUGCUGAUAUGUUCGAGAAGUACGGUGGCGUUCAUAUCUUGCGUUCUAGGGCGUGGAAGCCCCAUGAGGCCGAGUUGGAAGUGCUGUGCGACGCUUGCCUGACUGGUCUCGGUUUCUGGUCUCCCGCUCGUCAAGAGGGCUUCAUGGCUGCGCUGCCAGUCUCGCCUGAUGCGGUGGAGGAUACAAUCUUCUGGUACGAGUCGCUCUGUGUGCUGGCCGCCCUUCAGUGGGCUGCUGCUUUGCAUCACUGUCCGCGGCGCCUCGCCAUCUACACCGAUAACUUGAACACCGUACAGAUAUUCGACUCUUUCCGGGCGUCAGCACCCUACAACAGCAUUUUGCGUGCCGCGUCUGCUACCUUAAUCGCAUCGGGCAUCGAUCUUCGCGUGUGGCACAUCCCCGGGUCCGAGAACGUCGUUGCUGAUGCGUUAUCUCGCGGCAUGCUCCCGGUGGCCCACUCAUACACUCCCUCUCUGCGGGUGCUCCCCUUUCGACCCCCACAGCUUAAGUCGGGGGCAGCCGAAAAAUGA
Molecule: messenger RNA, 1196 nt
Organism: Phanerochaete carnosa HHB-10118-sp
Lineage: Eukaryota; Fungi; Basidiomycota; Agaricomycetes; Polyporales; Phanerochaetaceae
Exons: 1
Source: RefSeq, a predicted model, not a curated record